GACACAGCUUCAAGAGUAGCCUCUGAUAAACAAUUAGAUAUAUACGUUAGAAACAUGAAAAUGUUCACAGCCCAAAAACAAGCUUGGACCGGCAUUCAUCCCCAAAGCAAUCUCCCGUCACAUUGCAGCUAACCAUACUAUUCUUUUCUUCGUCAAUCCGCGUCACGAAUUUUGAGGAUUAACCAUCAAUUGUCCCUCCGCCGGUGAUACCCACAUUGGACGCAUUCUCGGCUAAAAUAACAUACCACCGGCUGCUUACGCGGGGAAAUCUUUCUCUGUUAGGGCUUCAAAUGUGAAGCCGUCGCGUUUCGCUUACUGUCAAUUCCGUCGAAUAGGAGUUCACCAUUUGUACCGGGAGGUCAAGAAAACGGGAGGGCAGUGCUUCUUUUUAACGUGAGGAAUCCAAUAGAAAAGGACGCCAUUAGGUUUCUUCGUUUCUUCUUUUGGCAGUGGCUUUUCAAUAGACAGCUUUCCUAUAUCGGGCUUUCUAGAAGCCAAUCGAGUAACCAGUAAGGAAAUUAGUGUACCGGCUUGUGGUGCAGAGAAAGACAUGGACAUUGAAGUGGAAGAUCAGCCUUUUGACCUGGAUUUCCAUCCUAGCGAAUCAAUCGUUGCAGCUGGACUCAUUACAGGCCGCCUUCAGCUGUUCCGUUACGAUGACUCAUUGUCUCACUCUCAAACAUUGUGGAGUACAACUGCUCACAAUGAAUCCUGUAGAGCAGUUCGUUUUGUUGAUGGUGGGCGUUCUGUCUUAACAGCAUCUCCAGAUUGCUCUAUCCUUUCCACAAAUGUUGAAACCGGACAACCAAUUGCUCGGCUAGACAACGCUCAUGGGGCUGCCAUCAAUCGUCUGGUCAAUUUAACAGAUACAACAAUUGCCUCUGGAGAUGAUGAUGGGACGAUUAAGGUUUGGGAUACUCGGCAGAAUUCUUGUUGUAACAAAGUCGAGGCUCAUGAAGAUUAUAUUUCAGAUAUGGAAUUUGUUCCUGAUACCAAGCAGCUACUUGUGACAAGUGGCGAUGGGAGGCUUUCUGUUUGCAGUAUCCGAAAAAAUAAGGUUCAUGCACGCUCUGAGUUUUCAGAAGAUGAACUACUUUCAGUGGUCUUGAUGAAGCAUGGGAAGAAGGUGUUAUGUGGUUCUCAAGAGGGAGUGCUUCUCCUCUAUUCGUGGGGUUAUUUUAAUGACUGCAGUGAUCGUUUUGUUGGACAUCCCAGUUCAGUAGAUGCUUUGCUUAAAUUAGAUGAAGAUACCCUGUUAACUGGAUCAAGUGAUGGAAUUAUCAGGGUUGUCUCAAUACUUCCCAACAAAAUGAUUGGUGUUAUAGGAGAGCAUGGCAAUUACCCGAUUGAGCGCCUUGCAUUUUCAUGUGACCAGAAGGUUCUUGGCAGUGCCUCACAUGAUCAUGUUUUAAAGCUCUGGGAUGCUAAAUACCUUCAUGAAGAUGAUGGAACUAGAGUUGAAGCACAGGAAGUUGGUAAUGGUGCAAAUGAAGACAUGGAUUUAGAUGUUGAUGUUGAAAAAAGGGGACACGAUCUGGAUUCCAAAUUGGAUUUCGUGAAGUCCCAAGAAUAUUUCCUUCGACACAAAGAUCCAAGAGAAAGAGGAAAUCAGAAAAGGGUCAAACGUCAGCUCAAAAGCAGGCCUCUGAUUUUUUUGCAGAUAUAUAGCCAUAACUGAUGAGAUUCAAGCUCGAGUAUCUCUUUGUUUUGAAUUUGUAUUUUUAUAGAUUCGAUUGAUUUAGAAAGCUUCUUUCAGUAUUUUCAUUUUUUCUACCCCAAUGCGGUUGUCAGGAAGGCAGAGUAUGUCUAUGAUCAGUGUAUUUGAAAGUAAUUGCCACCAAGAUAUUACAUUGUUGUGAGCUUUUGUUCAUAAGAAGCUUCUAAUUCUCCUCGAUUUCUCUACUUUUUUGAUAAUUAUAUAGCUGUAAUGGGUAGAAUAUGCUUCUGCCAUCAAAUUCUUUUGUAAUAGUGAUCUGCCCGUUAGUAUAGAGAAUCCAAUAGUUGGGCAAUCCAUGUUGGUGGGUUUGCUCUCUCGUGUGUUAAACCAUUUUUAAAGCAUUUAAUGGAAGAGACUUUAAAUAUAAAGGGAAAAAAAGUUUUGAUUGGAUCA
Cryptomeria japonica (Japanese cedar) is the source of this 2110-nucleotide messenger RNA. Its product is annotated as WD repeat-containing protein 55. The record is from RefSeq and is a predicted model, not a curated record. The coding region runs from base 551 to 1678 and encodes 375 amino acids. The transcript has 18 exons. Gene Ontology annotation, molecular function: protein binding. NCBI's taxonomy places the organism in Eukaryota, Viridiplantae, Streptophyta, Pinopsida, Cupressales, Cupressaceae.